AAAAUAAUUAUUCAUUUCCAUUAACACAGAGCAUUCACUUACUACCCAAGUUAAAGCAUGGCUUCAAUUUAUUUGUUAGGUGUUACUACUCUCACAAUAUUCACCUUCUUUAUUUUUAAUAAAAUUAUAAAGUAUGGUCGUAAUUCAAAUCAUCCCCCAGGUAAUGUUGGGUGGCCGAUCUUAGGCGAAACUAUAGAAUUCUGUUCAAACCCUAAAAAAUUUGUUCAUGAUCGAAUGACGAAACACUCCACAGACAUCUUUCAAACCUCAUUUGGAGGUGAUAGAGUGGUCUUUUUUUGCGGUCCAUCAGGUAACAAGUUCAUCUAUUCAAAUGAAAAUAAAUUUACGAAUUGGUUACCAAAGAGCAUUGCUAGAGCCUUUUCACUAACUAAUGUUGAUAAUAAGUCGCUUCAUUGGAGAUUUUUCAUGGAGCACUUACACAACUUCCUUAGACUCGAAUCCCUGCAAGAUUGUGUAGGCGUUAUGCAUUCAAGGGCAAGCGAGCACUUGGAGAAGCAUUGGGUUCCUUAUAACGAAGUUAAGGUCCAACCUUUAUCGAAAGACUUCACUCUAUCUAAUGCUGUCCAUCUUUUAAUUAGCUCAAACGAAGAUCUAGCAAGGGAAAUCGCCGAACCCUUCUACACUUUGGCUGAGAGGGUUCUUUCGGUGCCAGUAAAUUUGCCUGGUACAUCCUAUAACCAGGCUUUGAAGGCGUCGAAGGUUGUUAAAGGCAAGCUUGUGGAUCUAAUGAGGAGUAAGAAAGAAGAAAUAUUAUCAGCAAAGGAAAAUAAUGUGGAUAUCGAAAUCGUUGGCAAAGAGCUGUUGAGUAAACUGCUUAUUGCUUCAUAUGAAGAAGAUUUCAAAUCUAUUUGUGACGAGGAAAUAGCGGGUCAAAUGAUUGGUCUCCUAUUUGCAGGGUUUCAUACUACGAGUACUUUGAUCACAUUUAUAAUAGAUUAUCUUGCUCGAUAUCCUGAUGUUUAUGCAAAAGUCUUACAAGAGCAAUUGGAGAUAGCACAAUCGAAAAAGAAAGGGGAGCUAUUGAAUUGGAAAGAUAUUCAGAGCAUGAAACAUACAUGGAAUGUGGCAUGUGAAACCAUGAGAUUAAAACCUUCUGCGGUUGGAGGUUUCCGAGAAGCCAUCACCGACAUCUCCUACGCCGGCUACACUGUCCCAAAGGGAGCGAAGGUACAUUGGAAUGUAUAUUCAACACAAAUGGAUCCAACUUACUUUCCAAAUCCAGAAAAAUUUGACCCUUCAAGAUUUGAAAAAAUAUUGCCACCUCGUGCAUUUGUACCCUUCGGAGGAGGAUUGCGCAUUUGCUGCGGGAGGGAGCUUGCGCGAAUUAGUACUCUGGUUUAUAUACACAAUGUUGUAAUUCGAUUUACACUUUCAAAGGCGAAUCCCAAUGAAAAGAUAAUUUAUAACCCUGAUCCCUACUCAGUUGACGGGCUGCAAAUGCGCUUUAAACCACAUGAAAUUUAGUCUUUAUUUAUACCUGGUUUGGUAUUAAUGGUUGAAGUUAUUAUUAUUUAGAUAUUUAGCUUGUUCAUUUGAGGUGAUAUGAAUUCUCUUCCAUUUUCUUCAGAGUCUAUUUUGUAAACGAUAUAAAUGGUGAACAAGUUUGUAUUGUAUUUCUUAUAUAUGUUAUAUUUCAG
Chenopodium quinoa (quinoa) is the source of this 1658-nucleotide messenger RNA. Its product is annotated as beta-amyrin 28-oxidase-like. Gene Ontology annotation, biological process: sterol metabolic process. Bases 58 to 1485 code for a protein of 475 amino acids. Lineage: Eukaryota; Viridiplantae; Streptophyta; Magnoliopsida; Caryophyllales; Amaranthaceae. The transcript is spliced from 3 exons. Gene Ontology annotation, molecular function: heme binding; oxidoreductase activity, acting on paired donors, with incorporation or reduction of molecular oxygen; monooxygenase activity. The record is from RefSeq and is a predicted model, not a curated record.